UGUAUACAUCUGUCGCGUUUGCUGCAUAUGAUAUUCGAGUAUAAAAUGCGAUUUCGCGCUCAAUCUAAUAUAUUCGAAACACCGCGUGCGACAAUGCCAGGCACUCGGAAGGAGAAGAUACGCAGUGCCGGCGCAAGAGACGCAUAUCUACUACAUACUUCUCAAACAACUACAGGAGGACACAAUCGUGGGAUUGUCUAGACGUUAGGAUGCAUGUAACCGGGUACCUGUUUUUCUGGUUCUCAACAGACAGCAUUGCCAAGAGGGUUCAAAUGUUGGUUUCAUGAUUCUCCUGCGGGGAACCAUGUCCUUACUCAUGUCAAUGUGCCUGUCCCGUCUCCAAAGCUACCCCACUUACCGAAUGAUCUGUCGGCUUCGCUGCCGGAGCACCAGGUGUACAUAGGAGCAUCAAUGCUUUAUGUGCAGAAUCUUUCUUCUUUCUUUUUUUUUCUCCGUGCUAAGCAGCAAAUCAUCUCGGAGAAAUCGACAGAAUCAAACAUGGGAAUCUUGCGAACAUGCGAUUGCCUCAGGGUCUACACAAUAAGGGAUUUCAUCUCGCUGUACGUGCCCAAAAAAAACUUUCUUAAACACUAAUGCACAAUCCCGCACAUCAGGCCCUGCCAGCCAUGCAUACGACAAAUUGCCGGCCGCGUUCUUUUCGCAAGCUGCCGGUUGCGCCACACACCGCAUCCAGAAUCUUGGAGAGUCACGCGCAGAAACACGCUGCGUUUAGGAUUAUCCCGCGUCGUUGUUGCGCACAGAGUGUGGGAUAGAUUAACAUUGAUGCUACCUGCUUAUCGCUGCCGUGGGUGCAUAUGCGUGCGCCGUGUUUCGUGAAUUCAUAUGUAGGGUUGAGUGAACCGCUGCUAACAAGUUCAAUUGUAUUGAUCUACUAUGUCGACUAAGUAGCCUAUGACCACGAUGAAGAAUAUACGUUACCUAAGUACCGCCCUCAAAACCUGUACCUCGCCCGGCCCUCCUAGCCCAAUCAGUAUAAAGUUCGCAAAGUUGGGUAGCAAUAUUGCUUGAGGUGGUUAUGCAGGGCACGCUGCACUAGCCCAUGUCAGGUACCAUGGCCGGGCUCACAGAACUUUGCCCAUCCUGCGCUUCACAUUUUACCCGCAGGCGAACCAUUAAACUUUCGCUUCUCUGGGUGCUGCUGGGACGCAGGUUGUGAGAAGUGGGAGAGUAUAUAAUGGAUGGUGUUAUACGCUGAAGAUGGGAGGGGCAAAUCGUGGAUACCAGUUGUUGCAGUCGACGAUCGUCAUACACCAUUAUAAUGGAUAUGGCACCCCCGAUACCGCCGGAGCAGCUCGCGAUAUUAGCGAGUGAGAGCCAGGGGCCCAAGACUGUUAGCAUUGUGAUCGCUUUCACGGCGCUAGCUCUUGUCUUUGUCUUGCUUCGAUUGUUUGUACGGAUUCGCUUCACGCAGCUUGUUGGAUGGGAAGACUGCUUCAUCACGGUGUCUAUGCUGUUCUCGGUCGCUCAGGCUGCGCUGCAAAUCAAGCAGGUAGGAUGGGGCGCCGGCAAACACCAAGUGUUGGUCGAUCUUCCAUCGACGAUAAAUAGCCUGAAGUAUCUUUACUGGAGUAUCCUGACGUACUGCGUUGGCUUCACGUUCACAAAAGUCUCCAUAUUGACGCAAUACCGCCGCAUCUUCGCUGUCAAAAGAGCGCGAAUCCCGAUAUACAUCGUGAUGGGACUCUGCGUGGCCACUGGCACUGAAGCGCUCUUCACCUUCGCGUUUGUGUGCACGCCGGUUGAUGCGUUCUGGAACGUGAUGAAGAGACCUGCUGCCAAGUGUCUUGAUGAAGAUGUACUGCGUUAUAUCAACGGCACACUAAACAUGGUCACUGACUUGCUUAUUGCCGCUCUGCCGAUACGUGUCAUAUGGCGUCUACAGCUCGUACGGAGACAAAAGAUCGCCUUGAUCGCACUGUUAACACUGGGCUGGUUCGUUUCCAUCGUGUCCAUCAUCCGCCUCCACUCGCUCUACGUGCUUUCGCAGAACCCUCAGGACAGCAUGUUCUACGCCGCACCCCCGAUAUACUGGGCAGCCAUCGAGAUGAACCUAGCUAUCGUGUGCGCCUGCGUCCCCGCGCUGAAACCGCUCGUCGUGCAAGUCAUCCCCGCUUUCGCAUCCAGACCCAGCGAAAAUAACAGUAGCCAACGGUCCGGAGCUUCGAGAUCGUCGAAGCUGUCGCGGUCUUUCCUGAAGCUGGAUGGGAACGAUCGUUCGUUUGAAGGGAGCGUUGAUGCGGAGCAGGGUUCUGCUGGUAGUGAACUGAGACCAAUUACCGCGUUACCGCCAGUGCACCAGCGAGAGUCGUUUACAAGACAUGUACGUGGGACGCAGAACAUGGCGACGAAGCAGUACAGUGGGCAAUCUCGAGGUACAUAA
Molecule: messenger RNA, 2401 nt
Organism: Periconia digitata
Lineage: Eukaryota; Fungi; Ascomycota; Dothideomycetes; Pleosporales; Periconiaceae
Source: the annotation of a GenBank genome assembly